Penicillium pulvis is the source of this 588-nucleotide messenger RNA. It is a transcript of the gene hel10, whose product is annotated as putative high expression lethality protein Hel10. Lineage: Eukaryota; Fungi; Ascomycota; Eurotiomycetes; Eurotiales; Aspergillaceae. The coding region runs from base 1 to 588 and encodes 195 amino acids. The record is from RefSeq and is a predicted model, not a curated record. The transcript is spliced from 2 exons.
AUGUCCGGUUACUACAACAACGACCAGUACAACCAGGGCUACGGCCAGCAGCAGGGUGGUUACCCUCAGCAGCAGGGUUACGGUCAGCAGGGCUACUCUCAGCAGGGUGGCUCCAACGAUUACUACAACCAGCAGCCCCGGCACCAGGAGCAGCAGGGUUACGGCCAGCAGGGCUACUCCCAGCAGGGUGGUUCCAACGACUACUACAGCCAGCAGGGCCAGCAGUCCCAGCAGCACUACGGUGGCGAGCAGCAGCAGCACCAGUACGGCGAGGACGCCUCCCGACAGGGUUACUACAAUGAGCAGCAGUCUGCUCCCGGUCAGGCCCAGGAUGGCGAGCGUGGUCUCGCUGGUGCCCUUGCCGGUGGUGCCGCUGGUGGUUUCGCCGGCCACAAGGCCAACCACGGCUUCCUCGGAACGAUCGGUGGAGCCAUCAUGGGCAGCAUUGCCGAGGACGCUAUCAAGAAGCACCGCAAGCACGAUGAGAGCCCCCAGGGUCCCGGUGGCCCCUACGGUGGUCCCCCCGGCCCUCCUUCCCACAACAACAGCGGCAUGAUGGACCAGCUCGGUGGCUUCUUCAAGCGCUAA